This is a messenger RNA of Acaulospora colombiana, 162 nucleotides long. The record is from the annotation of a GenBank genome assembly. Lineage: Eukaryota; Fungi; Glomeromycota; Glomeromycetes; Diversisporales; Acaulosporaceae.
AUGCCCAGGAAAAUUUUAAUGAACCUACUGUCAUGGGAUAAACAAGUCAUGGAGACAGAAACAAUAGACAUUCUAGUAGCAAAUGUUGAUGACAACAUAUAUGAUAUAGAAUGGAUAAAGGAUACUGGUAGUAGAAAGAUUAUUCUCAACUUUAAACUAUAA